AUGAGGCUGUGGCAAUCGGGUGAGUUUGGCCAUGGUGCUGCUCUCGCCGCCAAGGGUGAUGAGGGCGUCAAUAAAACAUUUACCUCACCAUUGAUACAGCUGAGUUGGCAUGUUUCUACUAGUUGCUUAAAGACAAUUAUCAUGUUCAAACAAGAACCAGAGUUUUAUGUACUUAAAGAAGAUGCUUCACCAUGCAUUUUUGGCCCGAUUGAGAAGCAGAGAUGGUCCUAUGCUUGUGCAAAACAACUUAUUGAAAGGCUAAUUUAUGCUGAGGGUGCAGAAAAUGGCCUCGAUUUUACUAUUGUGAGACCUUUUAAUUGGAUUGGACCAAGGAUGGAUUUUAUUCCUGGAAUUGAUGGUCCUAGUGAGGGCGUUCCUCGGGUGCUGGCAUGUUUCAGUAAUAAUCUUUUAAGCCGUGAACCUUUAAAGCUUGUUGAUGGUGGAUCCCAAAGAACUUUUGUGUACAUCAAGGAUGCCAUUGAAGCUGUUCUCUUGAUGAUUGAAAAUCCUGCUCGAGCCAAUGGCCAGAUCUUUAAUGUCGGAAAUCCCAACAAUGAAGUUACAGUAAAGCAACUUGCUGAAAUGAUGACAGAGGUGUAUUCAAAGCUGUCAGGAGAUCCACCAUUGGAGGAGCAUCCCAUUGAUGUGAGCUCCAAGGAGUUUUAUGGUGAAGGAUAUGAUGACAGUGAUAAACGGAUUCCCGACAUGACCAUAAUCAAUAAACAACUUGGAUGGAGUCCAAAGACAUCGCUGUGGGACCUGCUGGAAUCAACCUUGACAUACCAGCACAGGACAUAUGCAGAAGCCAUCAAAAGAACAAUGGCAAAACCUGUUGCAUCCAGUUAGAUCAUGCAGAGGUUGGAUUGGAUGUCCAGAAGCUGGUUCCCCCAAGUCAUCAUUGCAGAUCUCUUUCAAUUCUUUUUAAAGGUCAUAUAUAUGUAAGCAAUUUGUGCAUUAUUUUUUUUUCUUAUUACUAGAUGAUGUCAAGAGCUUCCUACACUGAAAUUUAUUCGGUGUUGAUAAAAGUAGUUAUCUGCUACGGCAGGAUGUUAGGGAUGGUUUAUGUAGUGAAUGACAUCAGUGCUAUACCCAACGCAUGUUGUUAGUGAAAAAUGUUUCUGUUGUCCUAUUUC
This is a messenger RNA of Phoenix dactylifera (date palm), 1133 nucleotides long. NCBI's taxonomy places the organism in Eukaryota, Viridiplantae, Streptophyta, Magnoliopsida, Arecales, Arecaceae. The record is from RefSeq and is a predicted model, not a curated record.